Messenger RNA from Sebastes umbrosus (honeycomb rockfish), 3519 nucleotides. RefSeq names its product RAB3A interacting protein (rabin3). Gene Ontology annotation, cellular component: Golgi to plasma membrane transport vesicle. The record is from RefSeq and is a predicted model, not a curated record. NCBI's taxonomy places the organism in Eukaryota, Metazoa, Chordata, Actinopteri, Perciformes, Sebastidae. Gene Ontology annotation, biological process: exocytosis. The coding region runs from base 315 to 1640 and encodes 441 amino acids. The transcript has 14 exons. Gene Ontology annotation, molecular function: guanyl-nucleotide exchange factor activity.
CGCCCCUCCCGUCAGUUGUAGCUGCUCCGGUUCUGCGUCAACAACCGUCUCCGGUGUGACCGUUUGUCUGUUUAACGGGUUGCUUCUGCACGUUACCGGGGAGCAAGACCCACCGGUCCGGCUUGCUGUCCACACAGAGGUCCGGUUAAGGACGGUCUUUACCUGUCGGGGUGUUUGCUGAGUCACUGGUUCACCUGUCGACCGUUCUGUUUGUCUGAUGACUGACUGACUGACUGACUGAGAGCCUCCAUCCAUCCUCCAGCGUCUCCAUCCAUAGCUGCACUAUGAGUGUAUGAUGUCUGAGAGCAGCUGCUAUGGCCUGCAGCAGCGGUCAGGGCAAUGCCGAAACUCUGGAGGGGUUCCAUGAGGUGAACUUGGCCUCGCCCACCACACCUGACCUUCAGAACCAAGCGGAGCAGCGCCAAGUUGCCCGUCACAGCGCCCCGCCCACCACUCUGUACCGCACCCACUCUCUGGGAGCGCCCCCUGCUGGCCGCCCAACCUCCCUGAGGGCCGACCAGCUCCCCACGCAGCCGGUUUACUCCACGCCACGACACAGCCACAAUGGAAGCGUGCCAGGCCAGGACGCAGAGUCCGCCGAAGGCAGCUUCCUGUCCGGAGAGGACGGCGAGGAGUGCAGCGCUCUGAGCGACAGCCUGUCGCGGCUGCGCAGCCCGUCGGUGAUGGAGGUCCGAGAGAAAGGAUACGAGAGGCUGAAGGAGGAGCUGGUCAAGGCCCAGAGGGAUCUGCUGUUGAAGGAUGAGGAGUGUGAAAGGUUGUCUAAAGUCAGAGACCAGCUCGGCCAGGAGCUGGAGGAGCUCACCGCCAGUCUCUUCCAGGAGGCCCACAGGAUGGUCAGAGAAGCCAACGUCAAACAGGCACAUGCUGAAAAACAACUGAAAGAAGCCCUGGGGAAGAUUGACGUCCUCCAGGCGGAGGUCCAGGCCCUGAAGACGCUGGUGCUUUCCUCCCCGACCUCCCCGCUGGGCGAACUCCCCUCUUCAGGGUCGAAGACUCCCUUCAGGAAGGGCCACAGCAGGAACAAGAGCACCUCCUCCGCCAUCAUGGGGACGCAGCCCGACCCGUCGGCCACGCAGCCCAUCGUACGGGAGUGUAGAGAGGUGGACAGUCAGCUGUUCAGCGACUUCAAGGCGUGGAAGGAGACGCCGACGCUCGACCGCGGCUGCUGCUUCCUGGAGAGAGUUUACCGUGAGGACAUCUACCCCUGCCUCACCUUCAGCAAGAGCGAGCUGGGUUCGGCUAUCUUGGAAGCCGUGGAGCUGAACACGCUCAGCGUGGAGCCGGUCGGUUUCCAGCCGCUGCCUGUGGUCAAAGCCUCGGCGGUGGAGUGUGGAGGACCAAAUGGGCGAAUGGCCGAGCUCGUCACAAAAUGUGCCCUGAGCGGUCAGACCAAAACCUGUAAGCACAGAAUCAAGUUUGGAGAUUCGUCCAACUAUUACUACGUUUCUCCGUACUGUAGAUAUAGAAUCACAGCAGUGUGUAACUUCUUCACCUACAUUCGCUACAUCCACCAAGGGCUGGUCAAACAGCAGGAUGCGGAGCAGAUGUUCUGGGAGGUGAUGCAGCUCCGCAGGGAAAUGUCCUUCGCCAAGCUCGGCUACUACAAAGACCAGCUGUGACCGACGGACAACCGCGCCCUCCAAUCACAGCAGACUGCACCCCGAAGCCCCGCCCUCCAACCUGCUCCAGGUUUUCCUCCUCCUCCUCCCUCCUUUGUGUGAGUGUGUUUUUGUGUGUGAGAGAGAAUAACUGGUUGUUUUCAAUCACCAUGAAAAAGACUGAAGGACUGUGACGUUGGUGGACUGUUGUCGGAGUUUUGGUGGAGUUUGAAAAUAUGAUAUUUACUUUAUUGAAACGUGUAACACUCCAAUAUAUGAAGACAACUGGCAUGAAACGAGAAGUUAAUGAAAUACGUCGACAUCUGAACUCAUCUGAGGAGCUUUCACCUUUUUUUUCUCCCCCCUCCCCUCUUAAAAUACACAUUCAAUUCAAACUGUCGAUCAUUAAAUCAGAGUUUAACAGGGCUGAAAUACAUUGAUGUAUUAAUAUACUCAAUGGAGAAUUAAAGACGCUGUUCUGAGAUUUUGAGAAUAUAGUUUGAAUAUUUAGAAAUAAGUCGUAAUGUUAUGAGAAUAGUCAUAAAACAAGGGAAAAAAAUUGGAAAAUAAGUUAUGGACAGAUAUGAUCCAAUUAUAAAUAUGAAUAUAUGUAUUCUAAAAAUAUUAUGCCUUUUAUUUCUUGUAAAAUUACACAUUUUAUGACUCAUUCUUUAUAACAUGAAAUUAUUUGCAAAAUUUCAAGACUUUUUUUUCUCAAAAUUGCAUCUUUUUUAUCUCAAAAUAUUGACAUAUUUCCUCAAAUUCUGAUUUUAUUUUCAAGAUACACCUCUUGUCUUGUAAAGUUCUGACCUAACCUUAAAAUACUGACCCUUUUUCCCCUCGAAAUUAUUGCUACAUUUUCAAAAUGUACUUUUUUUCCUCCAAAAUUUCUUGUAAAUUACAAUUUUAUUUUCACAACAUUACGAUUGUUUUCUAUCUAUUCUGUAAAAUCUCAGAUAAUGUUUCCUAACAGUGGCCCUGUUGCUCCGUCGUAGUGGAACAAGUAACUAAAAAUGUGACAACCAAACAAUCAAUUAUUGUGAAACCAUGUAUAAGCUUAUAUUUAAUUUAUGUUGUAGCAAAUGAUGAAAGCAGUCUGGGGAAUAUGAAGAAGUACAGUUGAUGCAAAGAUAAUCAGAAGAUCAUGAGUACAAACAUUGUUCUGUUCAGACUGGAUUCAUGUCUCUAGGGGAGGUGGGCUGAUUUUAACAAGACCUGCACUGCAGCUGCAAAUUCGCUGGUCCUCCUGAAAUGUAAUUAAUUUAAUUGUAAUUAUGUCUUUCAUAAGACAUAAUUACAAAAAAAAACAGAGUUUCAUCUCUUUGCUUCUAUACUCUUUGACUCUAUCAUUUACAAAAGAGCACAGUGAAUAUUUCCCCACCUCCCUCUGUAACGUUAAUCCCGUCCGAAUGGGGCUUAAAAAUGUCUUUUCAACAUGAUGAAAGUGUAAAGUAAAAGUUUAUUUAUAAUUUCUUUAAGAGUUUAUGACGGUUAUUUUGUUGUCGGGUGGUUUCAGACGUUGGUGAAGCUUCAGGAGAGUCGUCGUGUUAAAGGAAAAGUUAAACACUACAUUUGCAUUUUCUGCUGUUAAACACUACAUAAUCUUUGAGAUACUUUGACAAACAAAUUUGCGGGGUAAUAUUCCUUUAACGGCUCCUGGUGUUUUCAGCCUGCUGUAUUUAAUCAAUCAGGAAAUGUGUAGAUAGUAAGCUGUGUGUGUGCGUGGGGAUGUUGAGUGUGUUUGUAUGCCUGGUGUUGUGUAAACUUUAUAAUAUAUGUUAAUUUAAACCUGCAUCUCUCUCUCUCUCUCUCUCAUUCAAAGUCAGUGUCACUCUCCCGGUUUGGUUUAGUGCCUUUUCUCUCAGACACUCUGAAAUAAAAACAGUGAUACCUCUGGAAA